CAGUUAUUUAACGGUCGAAGCUUUCGCGAGAACGAGAACGUUUCUAUCUGCGCACUGAUUUCGGUGGCAAGCGUGUUUUGUUUUUGCCCGUUGCCGUGCACUUGCGCCCAGUUUAGAAAGCGCUGACUGCGGGAAAGGUCGUUGUGUCGGGCGUUCAAUCACUGCCAGUGACGUUUGUGGAAAAUCAAUUCGGAUUGGUGACGGACGUCGACCUCCGUGCGCUGAUAAGCGGAGAGCCCUAGCAGCGGCAAGAUGCCCGUGGGAACGUUCGACGCCUGGGACACGGCUGUCCUGAUCAGCAUCCUGGUCAUAUCAGCCCUGAUCGGCAUCUACUACCGCUACACGGGCGGCAAGCAGAAGACCACACAGGAGUACCUGAUGGCGGACCAGAGCAUGACCACAUUCCCAGUGUCCUUCAGUCUGAUGGCCAGCUUCAUGUCGGCCAUCUCGCUGAUGGGAGUAUCCAACGAAUCCUACGAGUUCGGCACCAUGUUCUGCGUGAUCAACAUUGCCUACGUGCUGAGCACGCCCAUUGCCGCCUACCUCUUCCUGCCGGUGUUCUACAGGAUGCGGACGACCAGCGUGUACGAGUACCUGGAGCGGCGCUUCGGCCAGGCCACCCGGCUGUCGGCCUCCCUGGCCUUCACCGUGCAAAUGAUCCUCUACAUGGGCAUCGCCCUCUAUGCUCCGGCCCUCGCCUUGGAGGCGGUGACCGAGAUACCGCGGUCGAUGGCCAUCGUGGUCAUCGGACUGGUGUGCACCUUCUACUCUACGCUGGGCGGACUGAAGGCGGUGCUCAUUACGGAUGUGUUUCAGUCCUUCCUCAUGUUCGCCGCCAUCUAUGCGGUGAUUGCCGUCUCGGCCAUAAAAGCCGGAGGAUUCGCGGCCAUCUGGGAGGUGGCGGUGGAGCGAGGCCGUGUGCAGUUCGAUGACUUCUCCCUGGAUCCCACCGUAAGGCACACGUGGUGGUCACUCAUCAUUGGCGGCAUGGUCACCUACCUCUCCCUCUACGGAGUCAAUCAGACGCAAGUCCAGCGGCUGCUGAGUGUACGCAAUUUGAGGAGCGCUCAGUCGGCGCUCUGGUGGAACUUACCCAUCCUGGGAAUGCUUAGCUUCAGCACCAUCUUCAGUGGGCUGGCCAUAUUCUACUACUACCGCGACUGUGAUCCGGUGCUGGAGCAUCGCAUCGAGAAGCGCGAUCAGGUCAUGCCGCUCUUCGCACUGGACACUAUGGGUCAAUAUCCUGGAUUGUGCGGCCUUUUCGUUUCCGGAAUAUUCUCCGCCAGUCUCUCUACGAUUUCGUCGGCAGUUACCUCACUCUCGGCAGUAACGCUGGAGGAUUACCUGAAGCCCUUGUACAAGGCGAUAUUUAAGCGCACGCUCGUCGACUCCCAGUCCACGUUGCCCACAAAGGUGGUGGCCUGUAUUUUCGGACUGCUCUGCAUCGGACUGGCGUUCGUGGCUGGCUCCAUGGGUGGAGUCCUUCAGGCCUCGCUCACCAUUUUCGGAGUUGUGGGCGGACCGCUGCUGGCCGUCUUCACCCUGGGUGUCGGCACUACGCGCACCAAUCAACGUGGCGUGCUUCUGGGAUUCCUUGUCUCGCUGUUGGUUUCCUUCUGGAUGGGUUUUGGCGGACCCAAACCAAAGCCCGUUACCCUAGAGUUUAGCACCUCCGGAUGUACAAAUGCCACGGCGCUCCUAGCACAUGCCAUUGAACUCGGCGCUAAUAGCAGUCCAGUGGUCAUCGAACCGCACUACUUCUGGUUAUAUCGAAUUUCCUAUAUGUGGCUAAGUGUGAUCGGCUUUCUUAUCGCCGUGGUCGUCGGCUAUGGCAGCAGUAUUGUGCUGGCGCACUUUGGAUGGACAGAAAACUCGGAAAUCUAUUUGGACAAGUAUCAGAAGCAACUGGACUACGACCUAUUUGCACCCAUACUGUCUCGUCGCUGGCGUCGCCAAGCGGAACAACGAAACAAUUUGGCUCAGGAUGAGACGCUCACCAAGCUAACUCAUCAGUAGUUCCGGCCGAUUAAGUUUUAGAGUAAUAUAUUUAUGAACAAUUAGGAAUUUGCAGGAGGAAUUAGAUUAGUCUUGUUACGGAUGUCGUACCUAAAAGUGCAUAACUAUGUGACCUUUUUGUAUACCUGUGUGAACUAAACUUGCAUACAGAGCGACCAGAACAGAGUCUUCCAUAUACAUAUAAACAACGAUAAUUAUUAGUUAUUAACGGUGUUGCAAAUGUUCACAAGCUGAUCGUUAAGUGGCCUCGUAGAUUAGUCAAAUGUUUUUUAUAAUUAUAUCUAAAGAGAAGAAUAUUACCUCAACAGACUUUAAGAAGCGACAAUAACUACAUUGAAGCGUGUUGGCCGAUUACUUUCCCAUGUUGGCCAUUGACAGCCACAAUGCCCACAUAAAUUAUUGAUUUAGUUGUACACUUAGUUUUGCUGGAAUAUUUAUGUUCAUACCUACUUAACUUAAUUUAAUUUGAUCCCUGAAUUGCUCGAUAUUUUCAUAGUUUCCAAUCUUUCAUUUACAUAGUACAGCUCUAGGUCAGGGUUUUAUAUAUAUACACAAUGAGCACCCCUAUAAAUAGUUACUAAAAUGUUCUUUCAUUGUGAAUUGUGUUUACAUAUAUAUGUACCUUUAGAUUACACAAAUGUACUAUAGAAACAUUUACAUAUGUAUAUACGCUUGUUGUGUCACAAUCAAUUUUGAAUAAUAAGCUAUGAAAGUUAUAUUAUAUGUAUGCAUUUGUAAAAUCAAACUGCUGACCAUUAAAAACAACUGUUCUACAAAAUGUGACUGAGAAAA
This is a messenger RNA of Drosophila elegans, 2808 nucleotides long. Its product is annotated as putative sodium-dependent multivitamin transporter. Gene Ontology annotation, biological process: sodium ion transport; transmembrane transport. The transcript has 2 exons. Gene Ontology annotation, molecular function: symporter activity. Lineage: Eukaryota; Metazoa; Arthropoda; Insecta; Diptera; Drosophilidae. Gene Ontology annotation, cellular component: membrane. The record is from RefSeq and is a predicted model, not a curated record. Bases 253 to 2016 code for a protein of 587 amino acids.